AUGCUCACUCCCAAGCUGAAGAAGUUUUAUGAAGAACUGGGAGAUGCAGAUCGACCGAAUCUGGAAGUAGUAUGGAUCUCUCGUGAUAAAGAAGCCGCGGAUCAGCUGGAGUACUAUGAGAAAGCAAUGCCACCAUGGUACUAUAUACCGUUUGGCGAUCCGAACAUCCAAGGCUUUUCUGGAGAAAUAUAA
Ostertagia ostertagi is the source of this 192-nucleotide messenger RNA. The record is from the annotation of a GenBank genome assembly. NCBI's taxonomy places the organism in Eukaryota, Metazoa, Nematoda, Chromadorea, Rhabditida, Trichostrongylidae.